Molecule: messenger RNA, 1138 nt
Organism: Megachile rotundata (alfalfa leafcutting bee)
Lineage: Eukaryota; Metazoa; Arthropoda; Insecta; Hymenoptera; Megachilidae
Product: Arginine methyltransferase 8
Biological process (GO): peptidyl-arginine methylation, to asymmetrical-dimethyl arginine; chromatin remodeling
Cellular component (GO): nucleus
Molecular function (GO): histone methyltransferase activity; protein-arginine omega-N monomethyltransferase activity; protein-arginine omega-N asymmetric methyltransferase activity
Source: RefSeq, a predicted model, not a curated record
AUGGAAAACAUCAAUCAAUAUUUUAAAAGUUAUGAAGAACUUGAUGUACAUCAAUUAAUGCUGAGUGAUACAGUUAGAAACCUUGCUUAUAAAAAUGCAAUAAUGAAUUGUAAACAUAUGUUUAAAGACAAAAUUGUUAUGGAUGUUGGUGCUGGAACAGGAAUAUUAUCAAUAUUUUGUGCACAAGCAGGUGCAAAGAAGAUUUAUGCAAUAGAAGCAAGUAACUUAAUAAAACUUACUGAACAAGUUGUAAAAGAAAAUAACUUAGAUAAUAACAUUACACUAAUCCAUAGCAGAAUAGAAGAUAUUGAUUCAAAUGAUUUGGAAAAAGUAGACAUCAUAAUUUCAGAAUGGAUGGGAUUUUAUCUUGUACAUGAAGGCAUGUUGAAUUCUGUCCUUUUUGCUAGGGACAAUUUCUUAAAAGAAAAUGGCAUGUUAUUUCCAUGUAUUGCUAAAUUAUAUGCAUCACCAUGUCAAAUACCAUCAAUGUAUGAAUUUUGGGAUGAUGUUGAUGGUGUCAAUAUGAAAUGUGUUGGAAAAGAAUAUAGGAAAACAAAAUCAAUGAAGCCUGAAAUAAUAGUUGUAGAUGAGAAAGAUCUUUUAACUGAAGGUAAAUUGUUAGCCUGGCUGGAUUUACAGUGCAUCAGCAUUGAAGAAUUAAAUCAACUUGGGGGAGAAGAAUAUAUUUCUGUCUGUAAUAAAGAUGGAAGGUAUCAAGGAGUUUGUAUUUGGUUUGAUGUUGAAUUUCCAGAUGGGUCAGAAUUAUCUACAAGUCCUUUCCAUAAAGUUACCCACUGGAAACAAACUGCCAUUGUAUUACCCACAGAUAUAGAAGUAACAAAAGAUGAACCCAUUGCAUUUAAGUUAGAGCUGACUAGAAAUAGUAUUAAACCUAGACAGUAUAAUAUAGAAUUGGUGCUUUUGGAUGCAUCUGAAGUUGAACAUGAAGUUCCUUGUCCUUGUCAUAUGACAAAGUGCAUUGUUAUGAAAACAUAUAUAGCAGAACAUAAUGGAUCCAGCGAUGAAGAUUCAAUAAAAAAAUGAUAUUUUUUUAGGAAAAGCUACUCAAUGAUUCUUCAUCCUUUGAUCAUAGAAACAUGUGAAUUAACUAAGAGAAAUCAAUGUGAUCAGAAGUCAU